Messenger RNA from Suillus paluster, 1917 nucleotides. Its product is annotated as SecY subunit domain-containing protein. The transcript is spliced from 7 exons. Gene Ontology annotation, molecular function: transmembrane protein transporter activity; ribosome binding; signal sequence receptor activity. NCBI's taxonomy places the organism in Eukaryota, Fungi, Basidiomycota, Agaricomycetes, Boletales, Suillaceae. Gene Ontology annotation, cellular component: Sec61 translocon complex; membrane. Bases 322 to 1755 code for a protein of 477 amino acids. Gene Ontology annotation, biological process: post-translational protein targeting to membrane, translocation; SRP-dependent cotranslational protein targeting to membrane, translocation. The record is from RefSeq and is a predicted model, not a curated record.
UGUAUGUGAUGGCGGUGAGUGAGAAUGAGGGCUUGAUGGAACGCGUUGGGUUGGGUAUUAUUCACGAGUCUGCUUGGAUUGCUUCGAGUGCGCAGGAGAAGGUGGUGUUUCUUCGGUGACAGUCGGUCUUCAUGUAAAGUUAUUGUAUAUGUAUGGUUGUACGUGCUACGUGUCGAACGUUUGAACAUUUGGCCUAUUCGUUUUCGAGUUCCUUAGUAUUGUUUGUAAAUAUUUGUUGUGCCACGUAAGGUUGUUUUGCAAUAAUUAUCCCACUCGACUUCACUUCUUCUUCACUCGUCUACUCCUGGGCUUCAAGUUACGAUGAGCGGUUUUCGGUUUUUGAAUCUCGUCCGACCAUUCCUUCCACUCCUGCCAGAGGUUUCUUCACCAGAUCGUAAAGUUCCUUUCAACCAAAAGCUACUAUGGACUGCUGUUACACUCCUCAUUUUCUUGGUCUGCUCUCAAGUACCAUUAUAUGGCAUCAUGUCUUCAGAUUCCUCUGACCCUCUUUACUGGAUGCGUGUCAUCCUUGCUUCAAACCGUGGAACCCUCAUGGAGCUCGGUAUAAGCCCUAUCGUUACGUCCGGAAUGAUCAUGCAACUAUUGGCUGGCGCAAAUUUGAUCGAGGUCGACUUUAGCUUGAAGGAAGACCGCGCAUUAUUCAGCGGUGCACAGAAACUAUUUGCUUUGAUUAUUUCGCUUGGCCAGGCUACCGUCUACGUCUUGACAGGUCUUUACGGUCAACCAAGUGAUCUCGGCGCCGGUGUUUGCCUUCUCCUCAUUAUCCAGCUCAUCGCCGCCGCCCUUAUCGUCAUCCUCCUCGACGAGCUCCUCCAGAAAGGCUAUGGUCUUGGCUCAGGCAUAUCCCUAUUCAUCGCAACCAACAUCUGCGAAUCCAUCAUCUGGAAGGCCUUCUCCCCUACAACUAUCAACACCGGUCGCGGCCCCGAAUUCGAAGGUGCCGUCAUUGCCCUCUUCCACCUCCUCUUUACGUGGAACGACAAGGGGCGUGCACUUCGCGAGGCUUUCUGGCGCGACAGACUCCCGAACAUCAUGAACCUCCUCGCAACUGUCAUCGUGUUCGCUGCUGUUAUCUACAUGCAAGGAUUCCGCAUCGAGAUCCCGGUCAAGAGCAACAAAUUCCGUGGCCAACGUGGCAGCUACCCCGUCAAGCUAUUCUAUACUAGCAACAUGCCCAUCAUGCUCCAAAGCGCGCUCACAUCAAACGUGUUCAUCGUCUCGCAAAUGCUCGCAACGCGCUUCCCGUCCAAUAUCUUGGUCAAAAUCCUCGGCGUCUGGGAGCCUCUAGAAGACUCUCCCCAACUCCGCGCAGUAUCCGGUCUCGCAUACUACAUGUCCCCCCCACACACUCUCAAAGAAGCCUUCCUCGACCCAAUCCACACCCUCCUCUACAUCGCAUUCAUAGUCUCUGCCUGUGCCCUCUUUUCCAAAACCUGGAUCGAGGUGUCAGGCAGCGGCCCACGCGAAAUCGCAAAACAGCUUAAAGACCAACAGAUGGUCAUGGCUGGCCAUCGCGAGGGAUCGAUGUAUAAAGAGCUUAAGAGGGUUAUUCCGACUGCCGCUGCGUUUGGAGGUGCUAUACUUGGACUUUUGAGUGUGGGCGCUGAUUUGAUGGGCGCUAUUGGGAGUGGAACGGGGAUUUUGAUGGCUGUUACUAUCAUUUAUAGCUACUGGGAGAUCGGUAUCAAGGAGAGUGGUGGACCUGAAAUGGCAGCGCUGAGCGACCUCAUGUAAGCGUGACUAUUGAGUCUCUUGAUUACACGGGGGCACGCCGGGGUUGGGCAGAAAGUAACUUAUACUACACAACGUAACGUACACAUCGAUGAACUGCUUUAACCGCUUGUCUGUCGCUUCUGCUCUCGUUGUACAGUGAAUGGAGUUAAUGUCUGGAUGAGU